This is a messenger RNA of Aspergillus melleus, 4731 nucleotides long. Its product is annotated as Mycolipanoate synthase. Bases 1 to 4731 code for a protein of 1576 amino acids. The transcript has 5 exons. Lineage: Eukaryota; Fungi; Ascomycota; Eurotiomycetes; Eurotiales; Aspergillaceae. Gene Ontology annotation, molecular function: fatty acid synthase activity; oxidoreductase activity; phosphopantetheine binding. The record is from RefSeq and is a predicted model, not a curated record. Gene Ontology annotation, biological process: fatty acid biosynthetic process; secondary metabolite biosynthetic process.
AUGAAGAAUUGGAGGUUCCGCAAACAUCUUCCUCAUGACCUGCUGGGUCUACGUGUUAUUGAAGCUAACGAGGUGUCGCCGAUGUGGCGAAAUGAGUUGCGACUCAUGGAUGUCCCAUGGCUGCGAGACCACUGUGUUGGAAAUGACAUCGUCUUCCCGGGUGCGGGAUACAUCGCCAUGGCCGGCGAAGCGAUCUUUCAAGUCAACGACAUUCGAGACUACACGGUGAAAGACGUGGAGCUGAGCAAGGCUCUUGUUCUCUACAAUGACAAACCAGUCGAGAUUAUGACGACGCUGCGACCCCAACGACUUACCGCGACUCUGGACAGUGACUGGUAUGAUUUCCAGAUUGUCUCCAAUGAUGGAUCCGCUUGGAAUAAACACUGCUCUGGGCUCGUGCGUAGCGGUCGUGCUUCCCCAUUCCCACGAAAGAACAUUCAGAGUCUUGACAGGCAGGUCUCGUCGACGCGCUGGUAUACAACCAUGGCUAGAGUGGGUCUCAACUAUGGACCGAGGUUUACUGGUCUAGAGGAUAUGGCAGCCAGUGUCGCCGACAAGGUUGCGGCAGCCCAGAUCCUGGACAAGCAAGAACCUGCCGAGUCCCCAUACAUGCUUCAUCCUUCCACUCUUGACCUCGUUUUCCAGUCUUUGACAGUGGCAACGUGCCAAGGAAUAUACCGGACUUUCAAGUCCUUGUUCCUGCCCACAUUCAUUGAGGAAAUGUAUAUCGGCGAUGCAGCCGGGAAGCGUAUUAGCAUUAGUACGGCAGCAGCUGGAAAGCCUGGUACAGUCGAGGGUGCCUCGUACGGCAUCACAGACGACGAGAUGGUCUUUUACCUGAAGGGAUUCAGAGGAAAGGCUAUGGAGGACUCUGGUGUCGAUCAGCCGGCGGAACUGAGAUUUCUCCAGCUCCAGUGGAAGCCGCAUUUCGACUUCCUAAAAGCCGGCGAUCUAAUGAAGCUGAAGUUCAAUAUCCGAGACCAGAUCCAGGAUCUUGAGCGUCUCUAUGUUCUAUGUUCUAUUGAAGCAAGAAACGCCUUGAAAGGCCGAUCCACCUCUCACCCCCACAUGGAGAAAUAUCGCGUGUGGCUAGAGGAGCAACAUGACAGAUUCCGGCAGCCAGAAUACCCGUUGGUGAAUGACUCCCUUGACUUGACUAAGAUGAAUGAGAUCCAGCGCAAAGACCUCAUUCCAGAGGUCUUCGACCGCUGUGUCGCGUCGGGUGGCUGGGCGCCCGCGACUGCCAUCAAGAGGGCCUUCGAGGAAGUUGUUAACGUGUACGAAGGACGAACAGACUACCUUGAUCUCCUACUCCAGGAUGGUGUUCUCACCGGAAUCUACAGUUGGUACAACGACAUUUGGGAUUUCACUGACUUCAUGCAACUGCUGGGCCAUGCCAAGCCCCAGUUGAGGAUUCUCGAAAUUGGCGCAGGAACGGGCGGGUUGACAGCCAAAUUCCUGGAGCAAUUGAAAUCCGACUUCGACGAGCGACUGUAUCUGAAAUAUACCUACACUGAUAUAUCAUCGGGCUUCUUUGUUCAGGCGAAGGAGCGGUUCAAGGACUAUGACGGUAUUGAGUACAAGGCCCUCGAUAUAUCCAGGGAUCCUGUGGAGCAAGGGUUCAAUGCUGGCGAAUAUGACCUAAUUAUCGCAUCUAAUGUUCUGCACGCCACGCCAUUUCUGCAGGAUACAUUGACCAACGUGCGCACCUUGCUCCAACCGAAGGGUCAAUUGUUUCUCCAGGAGUUAUGUCCUAUAACUCGCGCCAUGAGCUUCAUUAUGGGCCAAUUUCCCGGAUGGUGGCUGAGCGAAGAGGACGGUCGCAUCGGAAGCCCGUUUAUCUCGCCCGAUGAAUGGGACAAAAGACUACGGCUGGCGGGCUUCGAGGGCUGCGAUUCCGUAACUCUCGACAAUGAGCAGCCCUACACUUACAACGCCAACAUCAUCGCAAAGCCAAUUGUUCAAGACAGUGUCGCCGAGAGAGUCACCUUGCUUCACGCUGCAGAGCCCAGCGAAUUUGCGUCAGAGCUAGAACGCCUUCUCCAGAAUCAAGGCGUGGAGGUGGACCAUCGCAAAUGGGGAGAAGACCUUCCAGCUGACCAAGACUUGAUCUCGCUCAUGGACCUUGGAGAGAGACCACUGCUACAAGACAUCUCCGAAGAUGAUCUCACCAAUUUCCUACGUCUCGUGGACUCCCUCCAAGUAUCGACAGUCCUUUGGCUUUCACCCUCCGCCCAGAUCAAUCCCAAGGAUCCGCAGGCAGCGCAGAUUCUCGGAAUGGCGAGAACCAUAAGGUCUGAGCUUGCGAUGUCUUUUGCUACGCUUGAGCUUGAAGACUUGCAGCCAGAGGCUGCCCAGGCUGUGAUUGAUGUUAUUGAAACAUUGCAAAGCUCCAGAGAUGAUAUCGGCGAACUGGAUCCAGACAUGGAAUGGGCUUGGUCGAAUGGCGCAUUGAAUACCGGUCGGUUCCACUGGGUACCGGUAGAGAAGGCACUUUGUGAGACUGCCGAUGAGCCCGAAACCAAGGGUUUGACUAUUGGCACUCCUGGAUUAUUGCAAACCCUUCACUGGGCCAGCCAACCCUUGGGUGAGCCAAGCGCCGAAGAGGCGAGUAUCCGGAUGACAGCUGUAGGUCUCAAUUUCAAGGACGUCAUGAUUGCCAUGGGCGUUAUACCCGGUGGAGAUACUAUUAAAGACGGUAGCAGCCCACUGGGACUGGAGGGUACUGGUUAUGUUACCAAGGUUGGGUCCGAAGUAUCGAACAUUGCUGUGGGCGAUAGGGUUAUGCUUAUCGGGUGUGAAUCCGUUGGAAUGGCCACCGUCAUCAACAGACCGGCCAGUCUCUGCGUUAAGAUUCCGGACCAGCUUACUGACGAGGAAGCGGCUACAAUGCCCGUUGUUUACAUCACCGUGCUGAUGUUCCUCGUUGAGAAGUGGAAACUUGAGAAGGGCCAAUCUAUAUUGAUUCACAGUGCCGCCGGAGGUGUUGGUAUCUGUGCAAUGAAUGUGGCGAAGUGGAUCGGGGCAGAUAUCUACGCGACUGUCGGUUCGGAAGAAAAAGCCGCAUUCUUGACCCAUGAAUUUGGCGUUCCAAGGGACCGGAUCUUCAACUCCCGAGACAGUAGCUUCUUAGACGGCGUGAUGAACUCCACCAAUGGAGUGGGCGUGGACUUGGUAUUGAAUUCGCUAUCGGGCGAGUUGCUGCACACAUCAUGGAAAUGCGUUGCUCCUUAUGGUGCCAUGGCUGAAAUCGGCAAACGCGACAUGGUUGGCCGAGGAAAGCUGGCCUUGGACCCGUUUGAGGAUAAUCGAGCUUUCAUCGGCGGUGACAUCGCUCGUCUUCUUGUCACGCACAAGUCGACCGUGGCGCGUCUUCUGCAACUCAUGGUGGAUGAAUACCUCAAUGGCUGUUUCAAGCCCAUUACGCCGAUCACCACGUUCAAUGCGGAGGAUGCAGAAGAUGCCUUCAGAUUCAUGCAAAAGGGAACUCACAUCGGAAAGGUUGUGAUCAAAUUCCCCGAAGAAGACACUCUACCCUUGACUGCUACCGUUCCCCAACCCCGGUUCCGCGGUGAUGCUUCUUAUCUCCUCGUCGGUGGUCUUGGUGGGUUGGGUAAAGCGAUCGCCAGCUGGAUGGCACUCAACGGCGCACGCCAUCUCAUGUUCCUCUCCAGAUCUGCCGGAAAAUCCGAGGAAGAUCGCGUGUUCCUGAAUGAGUUGAACACAAUGGGUUGCUCUACCCAGUGCUUCGCAUGCGACAUUGCCGACCCGGGCGCCGUUAAGCACGCUGUUGACCAAGUCUCUCUGCCAAUUGCCGGUGUCAUGCAGAUGGCAAUGGUCCUGCGCGAUGUCGGUGUCCUCAGUAUGGAUAUUGACUCCUGGCAUACGGCAGUGCGCCCCAAGGUUCAAGGAUCAUGGAAUCUGCAUGAGUGCCUUCCCAAAGACAUGGACUUCUUUGUUCUGUUCUCCUCGGUUGGAGGAACCUUUGGUUACUAUGGCCAGUCCAAUUACGCCUCGGCUAACACCUUCCUUGACUCCUUCGUCCAGUAUCGCCAGAAUAUGGGCCUUGCCGCCUCAGUGAUAAACAUCGGUCCGGUCGACGACGUCGGAUACGUGAGCCGGACUCCAGCAACCAGGGAGACACUGAUCGCUACCCUGGAAACAUUGUUGACAGAGCAAAACUUCCUGGACAGCUUGCAGCUCACCAUCGCGCGAUCUUCAUCUCGUUAUGCACCGGCCAAGAUACCAUCCGCAUUCGCCGGAUUCCAAAAUCCCAGCCAUAUCGUGCAGGCGUUAGAUUCGCGUAUCCCCAUCAUGGAUCCUCAGAAUGCCAGCAUGUGGAAACGGGACCCUCGGAUGGCAAUCUACCGCAAUAUCCAAAAAACGUCUGAAGCGGAGAGAAGUGACGGUGCUGACCAGCUUAAGCACUUCCUUGCUAGCAUGAUGUGCGACCCGACUAAACUAGAGCAGAAGGCUUCUGCGGAUGUCAUUGCUGCCGAGCUGGCACACUGUGUGGCGAGCUUCUUAAUGCGCGAGGAAGACGAAGUUCCGAUGUCCGUAACUCUUUCUGAUGUUGGAGUUGACUCGCUAGUGGCGAUUGAGGUGCGGAAUUGGUGGAGGCAGAAUCUGGGUGUUGAUGUCUCGGUCUUGGAAUUGAUGAACGGUGGUACUAUUGAGGCGCUGGGUGGGUUGGCCGCGAAGAGGCUACAACAGAAGUAUUCUAGUAAAUAG